GUACGGAAGGUGUCGCCACAAGUACGACGCAACUUUUGACCUCAAACGAUACAAUAAAGCUUAUUAUUUAAAUUUUAACGAUUUUUGUUGAAGUUUUCAGAUGAAACCUACAACAGAGGUAAAAUUUAUUGAUUUUCAAAAUGAUGAACGUUGUAAGAGAUUGGAGCGAGCUUUGAAACUCAAUAUGAUGAAAGAGAUAAAUAGGGAGGAAAAAAAUGAAACGUAUCCGUUACCUAUGACACCUAGUAGUAUUUCUAAUAUCAAUAUGGAUACAUUUGAGUCAAGUAGCCAUUCUAAUUUUCUACAAACCUCCAAAAUCGGCAGUGAGGUUGUUUCUUCGUCCAAAAAUUUAAGAAAUAUGGUCUUGAAAGAACUUCACACAAACAGUUACAAACCAAUUGCUACGUCUAGCGUAAAAAGAAUGAACAUGACAAACGAUUCUCAGGAUAAUUAUUCUUUAAUGCCACCACCUCCUAACUCUGUAGUACCUAGUACUAUUAAAACAUCAAACAAUGCAUCAUGGUGUAAUGAUGUCAGAAUACAGUCAAUGACAGAGUCCGAUAUUGACAAAGAUUGUUCUAAAAAUGAUACCAGUUCUGGUACAAGUAAAACCAAAAAACUUAAAGUGUUUUCAGAAUGGAGGGUCAUGUUAAACAACCAAGAUAAAUUAAUUAUCAAAGGAACAAUACAUCGUGGAAUAUAUGCUCGUAGCAAGCCUAUUGCGAGACGAUUAACAAAUAAUAUUGUUGAAUCUGUUUGUCAGCAUUUAUACAGUUUAGAAGGAGAUUUGGUUGACAAAGAUUGUGAUUUGCCAGAUUAUGUUAGAGAUAAAUUUUUGUAUGGAUUUCCCAAUGACUGGUUAAAUGUUUGUGACAUCUGGAAAACAUUUAUAAGUCAAGGAUGUAAAAUAUCUUUUCGCUGGCCUACUUCCAUCACGGACAGUGACGAUGAUUUAAAUAAUGAAUUAACAGACGUCACGUUUGUAGCUCCAAACAGUCCGGAAAAUACAGUUUCAAAGUCAUUCAAAGAAUUCAAUAUAUCGCCUCCGAAUAAUUCGAAUGUCUUGCAGACACAAACAGAGAAGCAAAAUCAUAGUUCACAUGUACAUACUUUAAGUAAUUCGUUUACUCAGACAUCAAUAUCUGGCACGAGUCCUAUUUCAUGGUCGCAUGAUAAUAAAGAGAAUAGUCAGCAACAAAAAAAUGCGACUGUAAAUUGUUUAUAUUCCGAUAAUGAAAUACGUAAUAUAAAGGAAAAGUUGAAUCUUAUUAUAGAUACUUUAGCAAAUAAGAAUAGUCCUAACGAUUGUCUGCAUACAAUUGGUCAAAUACUUGACCGGUUACAUUAUAUUAUAUUAUAUGGAUCAGUUGGAGCUAAUGAGUCCAAUAUGGCGAAUGCAACAUCGGAACGAAAUGAAUUGACGGUGCAUGCAGAUAGUAACGAAAGGAGUCACAGUUCGAAAGAAUAUUGCUCGUCUGAAGUUAUUCCUUUGCAGAAUAUUACCGAGAUUGUUAAAAAUAAGUCGAUAAUCACGGAUAACAAACUUACGGAAUAUAAUGAUUUAUUACAAAAGAACAAAACUGUCAUCGAUGCAAAUAAAACGAAAGUUACCAACGAUUCUGAUAGCGAAAGUGAAAUAUAUGCUGGAGUUCGUAAGAUAUCAGUAGAACAAUUAUUACAGCAUAAGAAACUGUCGAUACAAUCUCCUAAACGUAAAGGAAGAAGAAAUGUUUCGCAUCAUAAAUCAAAUAAAGAGGAAAAAGAACAAACUUCAAGUAAAUCUGAAGUUAAAAGUAUUACUGGUACACGGAAGAAUACACAAAUUUAUAAGAUAAAUCAUGAUGAUUCUAGCAUCAGUAUUUUAGAAGACAUCAGAGACAAUAAAUAUUCAAGUCACAAUAAUUAUAUUAAUCGAAACGUUAAGAGUAACGUUAAUAGGCGUUCUAAGUCUGAUACAAUUGGAAAGCAAUCGAACAGUACAAGUGCUGCUCCUAUAGUGGACAAUAAUAUGUAUGAAGUGCAGGAACAUUUCAAACAGAAAAAUUCAGCAUUCACAUUUAAUAUCAUAGAAAAUGGUGAAUGUAUUGGUAAUGAAUAUGUAAAAAGUAAAAACGAUACGGUGGAAGAAAGCUUUAAUAGAAAAGCUAUUAAGAAAUGUGAAACUACGAAUUAUCAGUGUCCAAAUUGUGCAUCUCAUGAACAGGCUAAAAAUCAUUCAAAAUCUAAUGUAAUUAAUUCAGUGCCUAUUGUAAAUUUAGUAGACAUAAUGAAUGUUGGUACGCGUUUUAAAAAUAAAAAAAUUAUACCUCCAUUAAACAAUUGGACUGGAGAACGCGUUUGCGAAAAAGAGAAUAGUUCAAUACAGUGUCUCGAUAAUUUACGAGUUUCUUUGAUGAAUGUUUUGUAUGAAAAUCCCAGUAAAAGUAAAACUGCAAAUCAACAAAGGAUACAAGGGAAUAACGACAGUAGGAACAGUAGCAAUUUAAGUGAAUUAAAGAAUAGUAUCACAAGUUCUCCAGAAAAAUCAAAUGACACCAAAAUUAGAAAGAAUCCAGAGGAGUUUGAAAGCAAUAAUCUCGAAAAAUUACAGAAAGCAAAGAAAAGGCAAAUCGAUCAGCAGGUAUCAGACUCGAGCAUCCCUAGCGAUUGUUCAGACGUUCCUGUGCAGAAGAGGCAAAAAAUAAACGCGAAACGACGGGAGUCACCGAAUUUCAAUCGAUCGGGAAAUUCAGAAAAUUUAUAUAAACAUUGCUCGAACAAUGGAGGAUCGAAACCGACGUUGAGAUCAAUGAAGUCCUCGAAUGCCAGAACUAAACAAACGUUUCACCAACAAUCUUCGGUUGGCAGUUCCAAUAUAGUAUAUGCUUAUUAUAAUGAUAUUUCGACAAUUGAUAAAGUAUUAUCCACUGACGAAGAGUCUCGUAUAUAAAGUAACAUAUCGCUAGUUGAUUUUAAUUCAUGUAUAUUUGUUAUUUUAAUAUUAUAACUAAG
Molecule: messenger RNA, 2991 nt
Organism: Colletes gigas
Lineage: Eukaryota; Metazoa; Arthropoda; Insecta; Hymenoptera; Colletidae
Product: probable cyclin-dependent serine/threonine-protein kinase DDB_G0292550
Exons: 9
Coding region: 101-2929 (942 amino acids)
Source: RefSeq, a predicted model, not a curated record